GGGCCGAGCCUAGCGCGGCGGCGGCGGGGAUGCAUUGGGGUCCGCCGGGGCGGCGGGCGCGGAGCAGGUAAGGGGGAAUGGGGUGGGUGGUCGGGGCCUUCUGCACCCCCGGGACCCCGGCAGGGCAUCCCCCUGCGGCUCCCCCGGGCCAUUCCCACCAAUCCCAUCGCAUCUCUUCCAUUGCAUCCCCGCUAUGCUUCCUCCAUUCCGCACAUCUCCAUCCCUUCCCCCCAUAGCCCAGCGCCCUGCCCUCCUCGUCCCAUCUUAUCUCCGGCGCCCUCUCAGGCCAUCCCCAUCCCAUCCCCAUCCCCAUCUUCAUUCUCAUCUCAUCACCAUCCCAUCCCACUCCCGUGCCUCCAUCACCGCGCCGCAGUGCCAUCUGUCCCCGGGCCCGGCUCAGCACCCGGCGCGGCCCAGCGGGCCCAGUGUCACCCGGCGCCGGUGCGCAGUGCGGAGCCACCGCCCCGGGACCAGCAGCUCUGCUUUCCCCGGCUGCGUCCCCUCGCCCCGCCGGGCACUGCAUUCCGGGCAGGUAAUGGGGACUGCGGGGGGCUGCGGGGGUGACAGCGGGCCUGGCGAUGUCACCCGGCACUGUGCCCCGCUGGAGCAGGCUGCCCCAUCUGUGUCCAUCUGCGGGAGCCCCUCGGGGCGGGGAGCCCCAAGCACCGGCCCUAAAAAGGAGAAGGGGUCGGGGCACACAGGGGGAAUGCAUCGGCGCGACCUUGCACGGAGCACCCAGGCCUGGGCUGCAAGUGCAGCGGGCGCAGUUCACUGGCCACGCAUGCAGCAUGCUUUGCACAGUGCAGGAGGCGCGCACACGCAGGAUGCCCGAGGCCACAGGGCCGUGCAGUGGCAGCCAGCUCAGUGCAGCGCAGUGGCAGCAUGAUUGUGCUGUGAGUGCGGUGCUGCAGCAGCAGCGUGCUCGGUGCGGUGCGUGUAGGCAGCGUGCUGGCGGUACAGGCGGGGGCUGUGCUGGCAGCACACCCUAAGCAGCACUCCCAGGGUGUUCUGUGUGAUGGGCACAGGGAUGUAGCAAUGCCCAUGGGCCGGCGGCGUGCCUGGGGCGGCGUGCAGCUGAGCCGGGUGGGUCGAAGGGCAAUACUCAGUGCUGAGCCCACCGUGGGCACGGGACAGGCUGGGGGCAGAGCAGGUUGGGGGCAGCGGCACCGCACAGCCCUCGUGCCGCCUGCCCUCGUGCCACGUGCAGGGAGCGACCCAAUUCUCGGAGCCUCCCCAGGGCCCCUCCUGCAGCCCGGGGUCUCUGCUGGCCCCAAAUGCCCUCGUGCCGCUCCUUGCACGCUGCUGGGAAGGCACUGCUGGCUCCCUCGGUGCUGUGUGGGAUCACAGCUGUGGGCAGAGUGCUGCUGGCACACGUAAGGCAGAGGUGUCCCCAAGAAGCAGAGGUGUGAGGGGCUGUGAUAAACCACAGGGGCCCUCUCCGGGAGAGGGUGCAGUGGGAUGCAGGUGGUGGGUUUGCUGUGUCCCCAGAGGGUGCCAUGGGACCCAUACAAGCUCCAUCUGCAGCCCUGAAACGCUGCCAGCUGAUGGCGGCAUCCUCCGGGGGAUACAGGAGGAACCCAGGGGCUGGGGGCAGAACGGGGCUGCUAGCACCUACCAGCGGGAGGCAGGAGAGUGGGUGGGAGCAAAAUCCUCCCCCUGUAGAGGGGACGUGGUGCUCGGGACCCGUGGGCAGUGGGAGUGUGGCAGUGCACCUGCCCGCCCUGAGGCACACAGACACAGUCCCCACAUACAGCUCGCUCUUCUCAAGGCUCAGGCCACUCCUGGGGGCCCUGCUGAGUUCUGUCUGAGCACCCAAAUGGGGCUGCUGUGUCACACCGGUGUCCGUCCCACCAUGGACAGCCACAGCAGGACCAUCCCUGCUGUGCCCCAGAUGCGCAGUGGAUGCCCAUGUGGGUGCUCCCCGUGCACUGCUGCAGAGCCCCCCCAGCGCCCUGCCGCGCAGCCUCCCCACGCACCCACGCCAUCCUCGCAGAGGAGGAAUAAUUUGGGGAAACCAUGGCAACCCAGGGAUGCACCACGCUGUCCCUGGGUUCCCCUGGCAGCGCGACCUCGCACAGCUCAGCAGGUGGUGUGGUGUCCGUGUGAUGCAGAGCCCACACCCCUGGAGCUCUCUGUGCCCCGUGGCCCCAGCAGCCACCUGCUCUCAUGGCCAGGACCCUCAACACACCUCUUUUAUUUUGCAGCGCUGGGAUGGAGCCGCCGCGGUGCCCUCGGCCAGCUCAGCCCACCUGCCCCAUCCCUGCUGCUGCUGGACCAGGGCCAGCUGCCUUCCCCUGAGGCCAUCUGAAGGAAGCUGGCAACAGAAGCGUCACUUUUAAGAUGACACGAACGGACCCACCUGACAUCCUGGUGUCUACGGUGUACCAAGACAUAAAGGUGGCCUCCGCAGCCCCUGGGGAUUCCAUUGUCCGCCAGCCCCUGGCGCGAUGUGACGCCUCCAUGUCCUCCUCCCUGCCCCGCGACCCUCAGCCCUUCAACAAACGCCACUGCCGGAGCUUUGACUUCCUCGAGUCGCUGGACGAGCCGCUGGGCGCUCCUCCGGCCAUGGAGCGGCCGUGCCCGCAGCCCGGCAACCCCGAGCCCACCACAGGGCCACCAGGCCGGCGCGUGCCCCCCAAGCCGGACCCGUACGGCGGCAGGGCCCCACCACCGGCCAGGGAUGCUCCGCGGGGCGAGCCGAAGCGGCGGGCCCGCUCCAAGAGCACGCCGCGGAUGAAGCCCUCCUUCACACCGGUGCCCAUCACCGUCUCGGCAUCGCCACCCCCAGCCCGGCGUGGACGCGAAGCGCUGCGGGUGGAGCGGGGGCCGCCACGUGCCGAGCCGUCACCGCGCCGCGAGAGCCACGUGCCGCUGCGAGCGUUGGCCAACGAGGUGCACCCCAUCAAGCUGCAGCCGCAGCGCAGCAGCGUCAGCCGCAUCUCCCCGCUCUGCGUAGGCAGCAACUGCUUCGAGGAGGGGCCGGGCACCAAGGUGGGCGCCAGCCCCCACGUCAAGUGCCGCGUGGACAUCAAACCGGACGAGGCGGUGUUGGUGCACACUGCGCGCAGCCUGCGGGCUGCGCAGAGCCGGCCAGAGCCGCCACAAUGGCCCCGCGCCCCUGGGGCCGCCCGCAGCCUGGCAGUACCGGGGAGCAGGCAGGUGUCCAUGUCCCGCACGCCCACCCCCAGCGACUCCUACAGUGGGGACCCCCCGCUCCUGCCCUACCCCGGUGAGUACUUUGAGGCGGAUCCACGGGCGCUGGCGUACCAGACGGUGCCGGUGCCGGCCUCACGGGAAUUCAGGGAGUACCCCGAGAGGGGCUGCAUGACCUUCUCGGCGGCCAGUGUCCCCACCAAGUUCUUCUAUGCGGAGGAGCCGGUGCGGUGCCCCAGCCCCGCCAUGCCGCUGCGGAGCGCGGGCUACGCCAGCUACCCCUACCCUGUGCGCCACGGCCCCCCACAGCACUUCUACGUGGAGGACCCGGCCAGGGCGGGCGUGCACACUGUGCCACCGCGGACGUUGUACGUGGAGGAGGCGCGGGGUUUCCCCGUGCAGGAGGCGCCCACCCAUGCCUUCUACAGAGAGGAGCCUCGCUUCUACACCCCACGCAGCACCCCUGUCAAGGCCCUGUAUGCGGAGGAUGCCCGGACAUACCCAGCACUUGGCUCCUCAGCCAGGGUCUUCUACGCUGAGGACUACGGGAAGUACCGUGAGCGGGAGGUGCUCUCACGAACGUGCCCCCCUCCCCGCAGCACCCAGCCCUUGCACUUCGGUGACUGGUACUGCCCCGAGCGGAGCGCGCUGCCCUACCAGAGCUUGCAGGUGUCACGCUUUGCCCCGCAGCCGGCUGGGCGCGAGGCCAUGCUCUCCUCCUGGCACGCCAGCUACAGCACAAACCCACCGCGGCUGGGCCGGGACAGCCAGCACUACUCCAAAUCGUGGGAUAACAUCCUGGCACCCGCAGCACGCAGGGAGGAGGCCCUGCAGCGCGGGCGCAGCUACGAGAACCUGCUCGUCCAGGAGCAGCACCGUGCCUUAUCCCCUGACGAGCGCCGGCAGCCAGUGGUGAUCAACCUGUCGAGCUCGCCCAAGCGCUACGCUGCCCUGUCCCUGUCGGAGAGCUCCAUCCUCGAGCGGGUGCACAGCGACAGCGGCCGUGGCCCCCUGGGCCGUUCCUGGUACGUCACGCCGGAGAUCACCAUCACUGACAACGAUAUCCGCGCCGAUGGGAUGGGCCGCAGUGAGCGGCGCUCGGCCAGCUGGGACGUGCUGGAUGCAGGACGGGAGCAGACGCCCUACGCUGCGCCCUACGCCCCGCAGCCCGUCCCCAAGGAGAGUGGCUCAGCGCGCCAGCGCAGCCUGGAGCAGCUGGAUGAGCUCAUCACCGAUCUUGUCAUCGACUACAAGCCGGCGCCAGGCCACCGUGCAGGGGACAGAGACAGCCUGGCUGAGCAGCUCAAGAAGCUCCUGAGCAGCAGCGCCCCAGGACCACCUCGGCGGGGUGAGGGGAGGAAGGUUCCCCCCAGCAUGCCUGAGAGUUUCCGGCCCACGAAGGAGCAGCCGGGUCCCAGCUCUUUCGGCGGCGCCCCGCGCCCACAGCCCUCCCCGCCAGCCAGCAGCACCUUUGAGAAGCCUCUGGAGAACUGCUCACCUGACCUGAGCGCGGAGGAGGAUGACAUGAUGAUGUGCUCCAACGCCAAGUGCCGGCGGACGGAGACCAUGUUCAAUGCCUGCCUCUACUUCAAGUCGUGCCACAGCUGCUACACAUAUUACUGCUCCCGGCACUGCCGCCGCGAGGACUGGGACACGCACAAGGAGAGCUGCGUCUACGGCCGCGUGGGCAGCGUCUGCCGCCACGUGCUGCAGUUCUGCCGGGAGAAUGCUGAGGUGCACAAGGCCUUCUCGCGCAUUGCCAAGGUGGGUUACCUGUCCCGCGGCCGCGGUGUGCUCUUCCUGGGCUUCCCCAACUCGGGCUCAGCUGAGAACUUCCUGCAGUUCGGGCUGGAGAGCCUGCUGAUGUCCCCCACCUACCUGUCCCUGCGGGAGCUGGAGAGCUACUCAGACAACCUGGGGGAGUACGCCCGGGAGCUGCGGGAGACCGGCAACCAGUACGACCCCGACGAAUGUUUCCUCUUGAAUGUAACCGUGGCCGUGGCUCAAAAAGUGCCGGAGAGGCCGUCUCCAAAGGUGCAGGUGCCGACGGUCAGGAAAUACGCCAAGGUGGCCUUAGCCUCCUCCAGCCCCGAGAAGAAGAUCCCAAAGAAGGAGCGGGAUAUGGAGACGUUGAUCCUGACUCCGCCACCCGGCACGGCGGACAUCGACAAGGAGGGCGAGGAGGGCCGCAAGGCGCGGGAGGUUUGCUUCAUCAACAUCCAGCGGGAGCUGCGCAUCCGCGGCGUCUUCCUGCGGCACGAGUUCCCAGCCGUCUACGAGCAGCUCUGCGACUUUGUGGAGAGCAACAAGCGCUUCACCCCCACCACCAUUUACCCCAUCGACAAAAGGACAGGCAAACAGUUCAUGUGCAUGAUCAUGGCUGCCUCCGAGCCCCGCACGCUGGACUGGGUGGCCAGCCCCAACCUCCUGGAUGACAUCAUGUGAAAGUGGCACUCGGACCCCAGCGGCCGCGCGGUCCCUCUGUAGAUAGGCGUUUUCCCGGCCAGGCGGUGGGACGGGCACCCUCUGCUCCCCGGGGAGGAGGCCGAGGGGAGUUGGGGGGGGUUACCGGAGCCGCCGGGUGCCGUGGCGCGGUGCAGCAGCAUCCCGCGGGUCUCCACGUGCCGCGCCGCAGCACCCCGCACCCCCACCCACACCCGGAGCCCGGCGCGGCGCAUCCCCCGGCCGGGACCCACACCCGGCCGGGAGCCGCAGGGCGCUGCUGGGCUACAGCAGGUGCUGCCUGCGGGGCUGCGCGGCUCCGCGGGGCCGGGUGAGAGCGGGGCAGCGUAAGGCCGCUGUGCUGUGCUGUGUCCUGAGCGUGGCACCGUGUGUGAGCCGCGGGCGCGGCGGGGAGGCGGCCGAGAGCCGGGGCAGGCGCAGGGCCGGGGGGGACAGAGCGGGGACAGAGCCCGGCGCCGUGCCGGGCCCUACCUGGAGCAGGGCCCCGCCCACCGUCCGGCACCGCCGCCCCGUUCCGCCGCGGCCGGUGGC
Messenger RNA from Phasianus colchicus (ring-necked pheasant), 6147 nucleotides. Lineage: Eukaryota; Metazoa; Chordata; Aves; Galliformes; Phasianidae. The record is from RefSeq and is a predicted model, not a curated record.